This is a messenger RNA of Echinops telfairi (small Madagascar hedgehog), 1091 nucleotides long. It is a transcript of the gene DKK1, whose product is annotated as dickkopf WNT signaling pathway inhibitor 1. The coding region runs from base 1 to 804 and encodes 267 amino acids. Gene Ontology annotation, molecular function: co-receptor binding; receptor antagonist activity. Gene Ontology annotation, cellular component: extracellular region. Gene Ontology annotation, biological process: multicellular organism development; negative regulation of canonical Wnt signaling pathway. NCBI's taxonomy places the organism in Eukaryota, Metazoa, Chordata, Mammalia, Afrosoricida, Tenrecidae. The record is from RefSeq and is a predicted model, not a curated record. The transcript is spliced from 4 exons.
AUGGCAGCUCCGGGCGCAGUGGCAGCUGCCCGGCUUUGGGUCGCCCUGGUGGCGGCGGCUCUUUGCGGCCACCCUCUGCGCGGGGUGAGUGCCUCCUUGAACUUGGUGCUCAAUUCCAACGCCAUCAAAAACCUACCCCCGUCGCUGGGCGGCGCUGCCGGGCACCCAGGCUCCUCCGUCAGCGUGGCGCCCGGAAUCCUGUACGAGGGCGCGAACAAGUAUCAGUCCGUUGACAACUACCAGCCGUACCGGUGCGCCGAGGAUGAGGAGUGCGGUUCAGACGAGUUCUGCGCGAGUCCCGCGCGAGGAGCGGGUGCAGGAGCGCAAAUUUGCCUGGCCUGCAGGAAGCGGCGGAAACGCUGCCUGCGCCACGCGAUGUGCUGCGCCGGGAAUUUCUGCAGAAACGGGAUGUGUAUGCCUUCUGAUCACAAUCAUUUCAGUCUAGGGGAAAUUGAGGAGACUGUUAUCGAAAGCUUUGGUAAUGACCAUAGCCCCUUGGAUGGAAACUCCAGGAGAACCACACAAUCGGCACAAAUGUAUCAUACCAAAGGACAAGAAGGCUCUGUCUGUCUCCGAUCAUCAGACUGCGACACGGGGUUGUGCUGUGCUAGACACUUCUGGUCCAAGAUCUGCAAACCUGUCCUCAAAGAAGGUCAAGUGUGCACCAAACACAGGAGAAAAGGCUCCCAUGGGCUGGAGAUAUUCCAGCGCUGUUUCUGUGGGGAAGGUUUAUCUUGCCGGAUGCAGAAAGAGCACCAUCAAGCCAAUAAUUCUUCUAGGCUUCACACCUGCCAGAGACACUAAGCCUGCUGCCAGGCUGCAGUGGACUCCUUUGAUAUAAUAUAUGCUAUGAAAAUCUAUUGUGACUUUUUCAGCUGAAUCCUAAGGAUGUACAAAUUCUCUGAUUAUAGUUAAGCAUUCCAAAAUCCUUCCUGAAAUCUGGAGUGUAAGAAGCUUUGUUUCUUUAUGGAACUCCCUGUGACUGACUGCAGUAAAUUACUGUGUUGUAAAUUCUCAGUGUGGCACUUAACCUGUAAAUGCAACAAAAUUUUUAAUUAUUUUUCUAAAGGUGCUGCAUUGUCUAUUGUUUC